Westerdykella ornata is the source of this 1467-nucleotide messenger RNA. RefSeq lists its product as uncharacterized. The record is from RefSeq and is a predicted model, not a curated record. Bases 1 to 1467 code for a protein of 488 amino acids. NCBI's taxonomy places the organism in Eukaryota, Fungi, Ascomycota, Dothideomycetes, Pleosporales, Sporormiaceae. The transcript is spliced from 2 exons.
AUGACAUGGGAAUCAGCUCAGCAGCAGGAAAGAAGGAAAAGGAGAAGAAGGGGACGGCAUGUUGGCGCAAACAAAGAAGGCAGAGCGGUCCCACGAUCAAUGCGCCGCGCGCGACCUCAACACCGACCGAUCAACUACCACCUGCAGACAGACCACUACCAACACCACCAGCCAACCAGCCACCUUCACCUUACGCGCUCCCCGUUACUCCAAUCGCCUGUCGAUUGCGCCUGUGUUCGCGCGCUUCUCUCCGUUGCCAUGGACUCGCCGUCCGCCCAGGAUGCGCUCGCCGACGACACGUCGACUUCAUCACCCCAACUGCUGUCGCCAGACCAGCAACCUGAGUCGCCCUCGUCGCAAACCAACUCACCCACUAUCGAUCCCCUCGUGUCGCGCGUAGCCGAGCGCAUUGCCGCAGCAAUCAAUGACUUCAAGCGCGAGCUCGACCAGCGCGACAGCGCCUGGGGAACGGCAAAGGGUUCCCUCGAGCUCUCGCUGAAGACCGACGACUCGCGCACCUAUGAACUCACCAUCGUGCAAGAUGAAGACGGCGCCGAGUAUCCCAUUACAGUGCGCCCGAGCCUCAAGGACGUCAAAAGCAGCGCCAACGGUGGUCGCGAUUCCACCGCCCGCCCUGCUGCUGCUGCUGGGUCCACUGCGCAGAAGCGCACAAGGCGCGACUCGGACGGCGAACUGGAGAAGGACUUUGUGUCGAGGAAGAAGCGGAAAUUGGAGGAAGAAGGGAUGGACGCCUCCGGCAAGCGUGCGCACACCGACGAGGUGGAUGAGGACGAGGACAUCAUGCCCCUCAUCUCCAAGGAGGACCUGGAACACCUGCUCUCGAAGCUGAGGGACGAGAUACAGGACGACACAGCAGAAUGCGUCAAUCACGUACAAAGACUACUGCGGCGAUUCAAGGACGAAUGGCACGAGCGAAUCACAUGGGAAGAUGAGCAUGGUGGCCCAGCAUCGCGUCAAGGUCCAAUGUCUGCCAGGGGCUCGGUCGGUGGUGCCGGAGGAGCUCCAUUCCCCUCGCCCAUCGCAGAAAGAGACGACCAGAACACCUCCACCAACGACCUCAUUCGCCAAGAAGUCAAGUUACUGUCCAGCCAGAUCAAAUGGGUGGAAGAGUGCAGGAGGGUAGCCGACUCCCUCCACGACAAGCGGGAAGAAAACUGGCGCACUUCUUCGGCUAGUUUCCACGAUCGAAACCGUCAGGACAGAGAGCACUUCCAGAACCGGAUGCUGCACGAAUCGGCUGUGCAGGGCAAGAUGCUAAACGAGAUCCUCAAUGAGGUGAAAGCCAUUGGCCUCUAUGCCCAGAGCAUGAAGUGGGAGACGCCAGACCACCUAGCACCCCGCGCUGCAUAUCCAUCCGUACCUAUUCCUCCCGCCUUCCCACAGGCGCCACCGCCUACUGCUGCUACCGGGGCAGGAAGAGGACGGGGGAAUCAGAAUAAGCGAUGA